AGUACAUACUUUCAAAUUUAUGAAUUUAUAACAGACCAUACAAAACUGCCAAGACCUGAGCAUAGCUUUGUUGUGGCACAGACGUAGAUCACCAUCAUGCCCCCUACCACAGCUGAACGGGAAGUCAUCGAAAUUCCAGACUCUCCCACAGCUCAGUCUGAAGUCAUCGUAAUCUCAGAUGACGAAGUCACCGAGUUGUUGGAUUACCGGGCGAAGAAAAGGGAUCUUCCACGUAUUCCUCCAAUACAGCCAGCUUAUGAACCAAGAGAAGAUGGCAACCCGGAGUCUACGAAAUCGGAGUUAGUAGAUAUUAAUAGCCCUCAUGACGCUCUGAUGGUGUCUCUAGGAACGGCUAUGUCUUUGCAAAGCUUCUCGUCAGGUCAGGGACAUCCUGCAGGCGAGGAUUCCUGCUAUGAAGUGUUAGAUAGAAUAUUGGGAGAGAUUUAUCAAGAAAUAGAGAAGGAUCAAGCUUCACAAACAUCGCAGGCCCUCCGAGAUGCCCAAUCCCAACUUCAACCUAAAUUAACCAGCACCACACACCAUAUUUACUCCCUGCAGAGCCUGGAACAUCUCCAGCAGGGCGGGGCUUUUGCUUCAUCCAUUGCUAUUAUUCACCAUGUCGCCAAAAAAACACGCCCACAAACAUUCUUGCAGGGGAAGAGUAUCAUACAAACUCCAGAAAGGGCAGUGCCGAGAUACAAUUACUACGUCGAAAUAGAUCGGAGUCGACUGGCGAACAACACACGACUGCCGCCUGAACCGGCUGUCCUAGACAAGAAUUCUAACUCAGAAGCAGAUGUGGAAGCUGCUCUUCUCAAGUCGAUGCUAUCGUGUGCCAAACUUGCUAAUCAAAGCCGAGGAAGAGAAAAGCUCUCGAGUAUUAGGGAAUAUUUACCACAAAUAAGGUCGGCCUACCAGGAUUGCAGGAAUUAUCUUGAGAAAGAGGGCCUGUAUGAAACCUUCGCCCAUAAAGAUGCGAAUCAUCCAAGUUAUCAUGUUGAAAAGGCAUUUGGAAUACCAUUGGGAUCAUUUUUUGACCUUGAAACCCACGCAGCCAAACUACUGAAAAGCCCCACAGUUUCUCUAGAUCCACUAGCAAAGACGUUGGAAAGAUACUCUCGAGAAAGUUGCUUAAUUUGUUCUGCCCAUCAGUGCCACAUCCAUGGGAAAUUUGAUGAAAACGACAGCGACGUGAAUGACAGCGACUACACAACGGACGAAGAAAAUCCGAGUAACCGGUCUAGCACUAUGUACCAGCCCUAUAGCAUGCCACAUACACGCAUGCGGGCUUAUUAUAGAGGAGCAAACUCCAGCGAAAACGAAAGUGAAGAUGACAGCGAUUUUAGCGAACAAAGCCGACGGUACUAUUGUUCCGCGUCAUGCCGCCUGAACCCAUACAAUGCAGAAUUGGUCAGCGAAGGAAACUGGACGAAAGAAGACCACGAAUCUAUGCAGGUCCUCGCUGCUUCUCCAGAAACACGCAAAAUCCGGAGGGCAUCUUGCUUAAUGGCACCCAUGUUGGGCAAGCCAUGCUCAGAAGUUUAUUGUCAUCUUAAGAAGCUGAGUAACCAGGGCAUUGAACUCGACGAUAUGGUAAAUGGUGACGGUAGAAGAUCCAAGAAAUUUGAUUGGCGUGACUUGGAGGUAGAGCAUAAGCAUGACGAGCGUCCUCAGCCUAGGCCAUGUCACCACCCAGGGCAAAAUUGCUUCGUUGCUGGGGAGAAGUGCACCUGCGUGAGCAACAAGAUUUGUUGUGAUAAAUUCUGCACAUGCCCACAGAGCUGCGAUGCACGAUACCGCGGAUGCACCUGUACCGAACCAUGCAUCCUCCAAAAAUGCCUCUGCUACAAGCUCAACCGAGAAUGCGACCCGGAUCUCUGCCACGGAUGCAACGCCGCCGAAUCAGUCAGAUCUCAAGGUCCAAUCUCGAAUACCAAUUGCCACAACUGCGAAAUCCAACGCGGCCAGGGGAAGAAGGUUGUGGUGGGAGAGAGCUCUAUCGAGGGUAUUGGGAAUGGGUUAUACUUGGCCGAGCCUGUUCAAGAGGGCGAUUUCAUUGCCGAGUAUGUCGGAGAGAUUAUUGACGAAGCCGAGGUUGACCGGAGAGAUGCCCUUGUGCAAAGGGUAGGAAAUUCAUACAACUUUGCUUUAAACGCGGAAGUGACUAUAGACGCUAUGUGGUUUGGCAAUGCUACUCGUUUUAUUAACCACUCUGAAGUACGCAAAAAUUGCCGGGCUAAAGUCCUGCUAGUCAAUUCUGAGCACCGCAUUGGGUUUUAUGCAGCCAAAAGCAUGGAGGCAGGAGAGGAGUUGUUUUUUGACUAUGGCAAAGAGUUCAAAGGCAUCGAGAAGUUGAAGGAGGGUGUUGCGUCUUCUAAAGCUGAGAGGAAGUCGGCAAAGCAACAGAGAAAGGAACCUCUAGAGAACACGAUCGAAAAUGGGGACGACGAACCAGAUGAUGUAUUUGGGGAUUAUGCGGAAUGGUUUGCAACAAUGACCAAAGGGAAACGCGCGAGCGAUGAUGACGAAGAUUAUAUCGACCGAGGCUCCCAACAAGGGCCCAAGCGAGCACGACCUGCCUUGAGGAAUACGCGUGGGCGCGGAUAGGAUGCGUUGGAUAGGCUGAACGACAAGUGGUGGUUUUGAAGGAUUCAGCCUCAAAGCCACGUCAACUGCAGUUUAGCACGUACCACAGAACAAUGGCAGGAGACCAACAUUCGGGAGAGAGACGUGGAGUUUGUGGUUCGUGGUUUCGGGCAAAUGGCGAUGGGGCUGGAGAGUUGUCUAUAUUUAGAUUGGUUUGGGG
Pseudogymnoascus destructans is the source of this 2806-nucleotide messenger RNA. RefSeq lists its product as uncharacterized. Lineage: Eukaryota; Fungi; Ascomycota; Leotiomycetes; Thelebolales; Thelebolaceae. The record is from RefSeq and is a predicted model, not a curated record. Gene Ontology annotation, biological process: chromatin remodeling. The transcript has 9 exons. The coding region runs from base 97 to 2607 and encodes 836 amino acids. Gene Ontology annotation, molecular function: protein binding; histone methyltransferase activity.